This is a messenger RNA of Poeciliopsis prolifica (blackstripe livebearer), 2658 nucleotides long. Its product is annotated as type-2 angiotensin II receptor-like. Bases 242 to 1471 code for a protein of 409 amino acids. The transcript is spliced from 2 exons. Gene Ontology annotation, cellular component: membrane. NCBI's taxonomy places the organism in Eukaryota, Metazoa, Chordata, Actinopteri, Cyprinodontiformes, Poeciliidae. The record is from RefSeq and is a predicted model, not a curated record. Gene Ontology annotation, molecular function: G protein-coupled receptor activity. Gene Ontology annotation, biological process: immune response; G protein-coupled receptor signaling pathway.
UCCGCUCCCUCUGCUCACGCCCAGACUGACGGAGAGGCACGAUACAGUCCAGCGCACUCGGCUGGGCGCAACUCUCUUAGAGGGGUCGAGCAACAUUUGUCUAGAUAUGGACAUUAGCCAAAAGAAGCACUGAAAAGCUCUUGGCUUUUUCUGCUGGACCCUCGGUCAUUUCAGCUGACCUUGGAAAUCUGAAAGAAUUUGAAGUCAAGCCUUUUGACACAAGGGAACAUCUAGUUCCAUAAUGGCAAUCCCAAGUGGCCUCCUCUUUUUCAACUCCACAUCCUCCCCGUUUCCAGAGGUCUACGUGAACACCUCGUCGGUUCCUGCUGCUCACCGCUGCCAAGACUGGUCUCCAGUGUCCAUGACGACAGUGAUCCCCACCAUCUACAGCGUCAUCUGUGUGCUGGGUACACUGGGCAACGCCUUGGCGGUGUAUGUGUUGGCUUGUGGCAACGCCUUGACGAGAACGGUGGCAAACACUUUCAUGCUGAACCUGUGCGUCUCCGACCUGCUGUUCCUGUUGACUCUUCCACUGUGGGCCGCCUACUACUCCUGGGGCUACAGCUGGCCCUUUGGACGAGUGGCCUGCAAAAUCUGCGGUGCUCUCCUUAACCUCAACCUCUAUGCGUCGAUUUUCUUCAUCACGUGCAUGAGCGUAGACCGUUACCUGGCCAUCGUGCAUCCUCUCCUCUCGCAGAGGUCGAGGGAUUACGAGCGAGCGCGGAUCGUGUGCAUCCUGGUAUGGCUCCUGGCGUUGGCUUGCUCUUCCCCCCACUUGGCCUUCAGAGAGACCUAUCAUCUUAAAGAGUUGGAUGUUGUGGCUUGUGUGGUCUUUUAUCCAGAUGACACCUGGUUUCUGACCCUGAGCUGGAUGAAGAUCAUUCUGGCAUUCCUGCUGCCACUGCUUGGCAUCUCCUGUUGCUACUGGUCCAUUGGGAAGCACUUGUUGGCCUACAGAGGAUCAGCAAGAACGCAAAAUUCCCCAGCUCUUCAAGCGGGCCGUUGUAAAUCAGAACGUCCGCCGACUCCUACUGUGUACCCAAACUCGAGCACGACCGGACCCAUGAUGACCCGCAGGGUAGAGAGGAUUUUGUGGACAGUGGCUGCUGUGGUCAUGGCUUUCUUCAUCUGCUGGUUCCCCUUUCAUUGUGUGACCUUCUUGGAUCUUUUGAGUAAAAAUGGAUGGCUGGACAGUUGCUGGGUCACUUGGACCAUCACCAACCUGACCCCACUCACUCUUUGCCUAGGCUUCUCCAACUCAGCCAUCAAUCCUGUGCUCUACUGUUUUGUCGGGAACCAUUUCCGCGGUCGCCUUGGGGGUCUCUGCAAAGACCUGUGUGCUUGUUUGGAGGCCCGCAGGGAUCAGCACAGUCAGAAACGAGGUUCUUUCAGCACCAGGCUGAGCUCUUUCUCCAGGAAACUCAGUGACCUCAAGGACCUGGCGAUUGUGGAUACCUCAGGUACCCCGUAACAGACUCUCCCCAUUCGGCACUGGAAAAUAUUCACAUUCCAAAGCAGUAAUAUGAAUUGAAAUGACCAGAUUUGGUUUAUGUUACUGGUUUUAUGUAAAAUAAUACAUAAUAUUUCAUAUUACGUGUUUUUGAAAGGAGUACGAUAGUACAUACCAAAAAUAAAUGGCUAAUAAUACUCAGAAGAUGAAGUGGGACAUAGAAGUUAAAUUGUAAAAAUGAAAAACUAAUUAAAAAUUACCAAAAAAGGACAACAAGUGAAGAAAUAAGCAUGUUGAACUUCAACAUUCCCUUUUGUCUUAACUGUGCUGAUACCUGCAAGAGUUAUCCAAACCUAUCAGGUCACAGAACAGAUUUAUUUAUUUUUUUGUCUUUGUUAGAUUUAUUUUUGAACUAGUUGUUUUCUUCCACCCUGACAAACAUAUGAAGAGAAGUAGCACAAUGUUUGUGAUCUUUGGAAAACGCCUUGCGUCUUCCAAUAUUUGGCCAAACAUCUCGAGAAUACGUCAGACGGCGCAACAUAACUAGUGCUUGUUAUGAGUUUGGGCCUUUUCAUUCUCUCUACAAACCGUGGCUUUAGAUUAAGGCUCUAAAUCCAUUUAUUUCUGCAUCACCAGAUCCUCUUUAAUAACUGAUGGCACGUGGCGGAUUAAUUGAUUCUGUUUGACUAUUCAAAAUGAAAAAGUAUUAGAUUAAGGGAGUGCACGUUGGUGUAGCCACGUUAUUGCAGCGUUAGUUGAUUUGUGAAAAAAUAAUAAUAAAAAUGUUGCACUUAUGACAGAAAGGAGUUUUCAAAUGUUUUUGUCACAGGGUCAGUUUUAACACGGGUGUGUCCACUUUUGAAAGCAACUGUGUUGAUGUAAUUGCUGCAUUUCAUGCUGUCUGAAAUGUUUCCUCUCUGUUUCAUAACCAUCUUUUAUGUAGUAAAGUGAAAUGUGGAUCAGUGGUUGCUGUAGGAACUUUUUCCAUGUGUCUGUACCUAUGCUAAAAUUGAAACAAGAUGCUGCCUGAUUGUACAUGUACGCCAACAUUAACCUGGCAAUCCAAUAUAUGUUGCAGUGGUUUUUUUUUUUCUUUUUUUGGGGUGUGGGGGCAAAAAACCUGUUUAUUCACCACAAAUAUAUUAUUGUAUUGCUUCUUAUGGACUGUUUAUUCAGCAAAUAAAGAGAACAAGUGUUUAUCAAAUCAA